AGUAGUGGUGCUACUAGUAGUGGUCCUCCUAGUGCUCCUCGUGCUGGUGCUCCUAGUGGUGGUGCUCUAGUGGUUGUGAGCAGACCGUUGUUGCCGUUGCUGCUGUUCUUCGGCCGACGGUGCGUAUCUACGCCAGGCAUGGAGCGCCGGACUCAGUGCGCCCGUUUCAAAUCGUUACGAGCCGUUACCGCAGACUCCACGUCGAAGUAAGGAGGAGGAGGAGGAGAAGAAGAAGAGAGAAAGAGAGAGAGAAAGAAGAUUUUAACGGUCGUAACGAGCGAGGAUGCCGUGAACUUAAACGACGAUGAUCGACGAGGGAAGAGCACACGAGCCGUUCAAGGAAAAUCAUCAUCGUCAUCGUCAACAACAACAACAACAACAACAACAACAACAACAUCGUCGUCGUCGUCGUCCUCGUCCUCGUUCUCGCGAGCUUCCCUUCUACUACGUGAUCUUUUGAUAAGAAUAGAAAUAUCUAGCGAUCUAGAGGAGAAAGUAAAACAAUAGAAGCCGAAGAGGAUGGACGAGAUACGAGGCUCGCCGGCACGUCGUCUGUCUCAGAUUCUCGAUCCGAUCGCGCGUCUAGCGACGGACUUUGGUUCGAGCUCGUCCGCACCGUGCAGCCCAAGACUCGGUGUUCGGGCGCACGAGUCGACGAGCAACGUUGGCCAACAGCAGCAACAGCAGCCGAGUACGCCCGAGGGCAUUCGGAGGCAGCAAGUCGCUUCCGAAUCGGCUCGAGGAUUGUCGAGCGGCCCUGACAGUCCGCGAUUAUGGCCUCGUCACUUUCGUCAAGCGCCGACGCCACCGCCAAGGCCGCGGCAUCAAAGCGCGACUCCUCUCAAUAACAAUAACAAUAACAAUGGCGGCGGUAGCGUGGGCGGUGGCGGAGGCACCGUUGUUGUUACCGGAAGUACCGGUGGCACGAUCGUUCACUCGCGUGACUCGCCCUACGUAAACGUGCCGAACUUGCUCUUUCAAAAGGAAAAGAAUUUCGCGGAUUCCUCCAGGGGCACCGGUUACGUCGAAUUGCGCGAUCCGAGCAAGAGCAAGUGUAGCCCGUACGAUUUUACCUCGGAAUCGAGCGGCCACGUCGAAUAUGCCGAUAAAAGAACGUUCGCCGCGCAAACGGAUUUCGGUCAAGCUACGAGCAAUCCUUACGAGGUGUCUAAGGAAUUGUCGUCGGCUUUUGCCAGAGGUAGACCCACCUUCGAUCCAGGAUCAUCUUCGACCAGAGCUCAUUUCGAUAGAGCCUUCUCCUUCUCCGGUAGACAUCAACCGGUGGACCAUCAACAACAACAACAACAACAACAACAGCAGCAACAACAACAGCAGCAGCAGCAGCAGUCGGCAGGAAGAUCGUUCGUCGAGAACAGAUUGUUUCUCGAUCAAAGGUCCGCGGCACCCGCGGCUUGCGCCGAUUCGAAGAAGGAAAAACUCGAAGCCAGGCCGACUUAUGGAUCUUCCAAGAGUUUCGAUGGCUAUUCCAGCGCCGUCGAGGAACUCAAUUGGCAAGAGAGAUGUCUCGAAUUGCAACUGGAACUCCAUCGUAGCAGAAGCCAAGCUACCAGAGUACGGGAUAUGCUUCGGGAGAAGCUAUCGGAGCUCGAGCAGCGUGUCUUGGAAGCCGAGGGAAGAGCCGAUGAGGCGGAGGAUAAGGUACGGAUGAUGGAGGAGCGGCUUGUGAAGGGUGAAUACUGCCUGAGCACAUCCGGCGUUGGUUCUCCGCCUCAUUCGUUGCCGUCAACGUCCGGCACACAGAAUGACAAGCUCGAGGACGUCCACUGUGCGUGCAUCUCGAAAUUAGAGACCCAGGUCGAGGAACAGAGACAACUAAGACUGCAAGAUGCGAGACAAGUAGAGGCGAAAGCCGCGAGAAUAAAGGAAUGGGUGACCAAUAAGCUACGGGAACUCGAACAACAGAAUCAACAUUUGAGAGAACAGAAUAAUAAGUGCAAUCAGCAACUCGAGUUAUUGCGUAAUCACAUAACCAAUAUCGGCCUGAAACCACCUGCACCUACGAGGGCAUCGCUGUCAUUGGAAGUAGAUCCAACGUUGCGUAGACGAUCGGAAAGCCUCGAAGGGACGCCUCAGGCCGUACCGGAAAACGUUCAGAGUUCCGUAGCCGAGCCUCAGACCGGUAGCAAGCAUAGAAGACAUCUUUCCGCGUGCGGAACCAUACAACGUGGAAUACCAACCACUAACAUGGAUUCGAGCUUACUCUCCGAGGAGCUGGCGGCAGCUGUGGAAAAUCUGGUCAUGUUACCAAAUAUACCAGGUGUUUCCGAGACAAGCAGAGACAGUGGAAGCUCCGAAGCUGUGCACGAUUACGCGGAGAUUUAUACGCCAAGUAGAGAAGGAAUGAAUUGGGGACAGAACACUGGACAAGGUCCCAGACCACCUACACCUCCACUCCACAGAUUUCCCAGUUGGGAAGCAAAGAUAUAUCAGGUGGCAGACGGUGGCCUUGGCAUCGGUCCCCCAACGAACGAAGAAUCGGCACCAUCUACGAUGACGAAUACAACGAGCUCGUCGAAACAUUCUCAAGCUACGGGACAUAAUUUAACGGCACACAAUUCUCAAGGCUAUUGCGAUAUAUCGGUACCGGUAUAUGCCACAGUUAAAGGCCGUGCCAGCCAAAUCAGAUCCAUGCCGUUUGGUGAUAGUUCCGAUGAUAGUUCGGACGGGGAAGAACAUCCGAAUCAAACGGAAACCAAUACCAGAAUUACCAAUAGCUCGUCGGAUAAUACGGAUUCCUCUCUCGGUAGUGGUAGUAGUCCAUCGAAAAGCGUUAAAACGACGAGCAGUUUGAGCCCGGCUAAAAGAAGCUCUAGCGGAUCUCCGAGCAAAAGCGUAAAACGUGACACCUCUCUUGAGUCAGGCUUGUCCGAAGAUUAUGCCAUACCUCCUGACGCACUUAGCUCUACGUCACUGGAAUCAAGCAUGCCCAGUCUCUUGAUGCGAGUUUCUGGAGAAAGUCCAAAGAAACAAGAAUCUUUGGAAAAGACAGGACACUUGGCGAAACUCGGUGGAAAGUUGAAAACUUGGCGUAAGAGAUGGUUCGUUUUAAAGAACGGAGUGCUUACUUAUUGGAAGAGUCAAAACGACGUGAAUAGAAAACCUCAGGGCCAAAUUGUAUUGGACGAAGUUUGCAGGAUAAACAGGGCGGAAGGUGCUGCUACGUUCGAGAUAGCUACCGGUAAAAAGACCUACUAUCUUACUGCAGAUUGCAUUGCGACGAUGGAAGACUGGAUAAGAGUUCUACAGAAUGUACAAAGGCGGAACGCGACCAAAUUACUUCUGAGUAAGGAAGAUAAUAAGCCCACGAUACAGGGUUGGUUGACGAAAGUCAAAAAUGGCCAUGCUAAGAAGUGCUGGUGCGUUCUAAUUGGAAAAAUGUUCCUGUAUUUUAAGUGCCCUAACGACACGAAUCCUAUCGGUCAGAUAAAUAUGAGAGACGCCAGAGUAGAGGAAGUGGAACACGUAUCGGACAGCGAUAGCGAAGAAAGAGACGCCGAGUGUCCUCACGAGAGAACGAUUGGAAUUUUUCCAACUCAUCAAGGUCCUACUUAUCUCUUAAUGCCUCACAAACAGGAUAAAGACAAUUGGCUUUAUCACUUGACGGUGGUCUCUGGUGGUGGACCAAGCGCGGGAACUCAGUACGAACAGUUGGUGCAGAGGUUAAUGGAGACCGACGGUGAUUCUAGCUGUGUACUUUGGAGACAUCCUCUUUUGCUUCACACGAAGGAAAACAUUACCAGCCCGUUAACUAGUCUGACAUCCGAAGCCUUGCAAACAGAAGCUAUUAAACUUUUCAAGGCUUGUCAGCUGUUUAUGUCGGUGGCGGUAGAACAGGCAGGCAUUGAUUACCACGUGGUUCUGGCACAAAAUGCGUUACAGCAAUGCCUAGAUCAGCCUGAACUUCAAUCGGAAUUUAUAUGCGCAUUGGUAAAGCAGACAAGUCGUCACACACAACACCGUUUGGGCGUACAGGUAAAAAAGGCCGCCAGACUUGUGUCGCUGGGUACUGCGCGCGUUCAGCUCCUCCUCUGCGCCACGCAAUCGCUCUUCACCUGCGAUACGCAAAGUCCCGCGGCAAAUGGCAGCGGUGAAAAUGCGGACGCACAAUCGACGGCCUCGUCUUCUCACAGUCCUCCGCUCACGCAGGGCCAUUCGACAUCUACUAUCUUGGAUUGCAAAACUAAUCCUGCCCAGUACGUUCUUAUCCAAGGAUGGCAGCUUCUUGCUCUGGCAGUUUCUUUAUUUUUACCAAGGAACAAUCGUCUCUUGUGGUACUUGAAGUUACAUUUACAAAGGAAUGCUGAUAGCAAAACGGAAUGUGGCAAAUACGCAGCCUAUUGCGAAAGAGCUUUAGAAAGAACUCUACAGAACGGUGGUAGGGAAGUAAAACCAUCGCGUAUGGAAGUACUUUCAAUAUUGAUGAAGAAUCCGUAUCAUCAUUCCUUGCCGCAUGCUAUUCCUGUACACUUUUUAAAUGGCACUUAUCAAGUGGUCAGCUUCGAUGGCAGUACCACGAUAGAGGAAUUUAUAAAUACAUUGAAUCAAGAAAUUGGUUGUCGGGAUGUACAUCAAUCUGGUUUUACAUUGUUCAGCGACGAUCCUAUAGAAAAAGAUCUUGAACAUUUUAUCGAUCUUCAAGCAAAGCUUUGUGAUAUUAUUUCGAAAUGGGAGACAGCUCUACGGGAAAAAAGAUCGGGUAAAUUCGAAAAUACCAGAGUCAUACAAUUGACGUACAAAUCACGAUGUUAUUGGCGACAGGCAGCUAAAAUGGAAACCGAUAGGGAAAGAUUAUUAUUGUGUUAUCAAGUGAAUCAGCAAGUAGUACAAGGGAAAUUCCCAUUGAACCGUGAUCUUGCUUUUGAACUUGCGUCGUUGAUGGCACAGAUCGAUUUUGGAGAAUACAAUAAUGAUAAAGCACGUGGAAGUGGUCCUGGAAGCAAUCCACAUCAUCUCGUACUUCAAGCAUUGGAUAAAUUUUUUCCGAUACGCUAUCGGACUAACAUCACUGGUGAUCAGUUGAGAGAAUUGCAGGAGAAACUUCAAGAAAAAUGGAUCGCUUUAAGAGGACGCAGUGUAUUGGAUUGUGUUCGUAUAUAUUUAACAUGUACCAGAAAGUGGCCUUUUUUCGGAGCUACACUUUAUCAAGCAAAACUAAAACAAACAGAUCCAGUAACCGUAUGGAUAGCAGUUAACGAAGAUAGUGUAACGUUACUCGAGCUACAAACAAUGGCAAUAAUGUGCCGUUAUAAUUACGCAAAUAUAGUCACUUUCGGAGGCUGUUUAGACGAUUUUAUGCUCGUUGCUUGCCCAGACGAAGGUGCCGCCGAACAAAAACUUCUUUUCGCUCUUUCCAAACCGAAGAUAUUAGAGAUAACGUUGCUAAUAGCUGAUUACAUGAAUGCACUUGGACACGCUUUACCUGGUACUCCACAAAUGAAUACUUUGACACGCAAUGGUUCACACAGAUCUAUAAAAUCGACUCUUAGACCCGCUACUGGUUCAAGUUGUCUUCCAACACAACCGGAUAUUUUGAAAUCAACUCCAGAUCACCAAAGACCUUAGAAAGACUGGUUGGCUUAUUUUUGAGAAUGGUGUGAAAGAAUGUGUUUACCGACUUAUUGAAAGUUUGACAUUGUCAAGGCACUAACUUUAUAUACGAAGGUAUUACCUGUAUUAUAAGAAAAAAAAAGAAAAA
Messenger RNA from Vespula pensylvanica (western yellowjacket), 5716 nucleotides. RefSeq lists its product as uncharacterized. NCBI's taxonomy places the organism in Eukaryota, Metazoa, Arthropoda, Insecta, Hymenoptera, Vespidae. The record is from RefSeq and is a predicted model, not a curated record. Gene Ontology annotation, cellular component: cytoskeleton. The coding region runs from base 520 to 5583 and encodes 1687 amino acids. The transcript has 21 exons.